GCAGCAAUCGAGACGCAGUGUUCCAGCCAGACUGAUUGCGUGGAACAUGCUCUUUGCAAUGAUGAGGAUGGGGGAAGUUUUUGCAAAUGUGAAGAAGAUCCAGAUAAGCCAUGGAUCGUGGAAGACGGACAUUGCAAGUUGGGUUAUUGGACGAAGUGCGAUUGUGAUGAGGAGUGUGUGAAGAAUGCGUUGUGCACGCAGAAGAGGUGCAAGUGCAUCGAAAACUUCUCUGGGGACCCCGACCAAUGCGGACUUGGUUCUGCCCAGACGGCCCCUACUAGCAUUCGUUGGCGCAUUGCCCGCAGACACAGGAGGCAAUGCGGUGGAACUUUUGGCUGA
Messenger RNA from Darwinula stevensoni, 339 nucleotides. NCBI's taxonomy places the organism in Eukaryota, Metazoa, Arthropoda, Ostracoda, Podocopida, Darwinulidae. The record is from the annotation of a GenBank genome assembly.